AUGAGCUGGGCGUCGAGGCGGCAGACUACCCGGCCCGAGGACAUUGCCUACUGUCUGAUGGGCAUCUUCAACGUCAACAUGUCCAUGCUAUACGGGGAGGGCGGCACCAAGGCCUUUAUCCGCCUGCAGGAGGGGAUUCUGCGCGAGUCGGACGACCAGACCAUCCUAGCCUGGAGGAACGCCGAUCCCGAAGUAUCG
Lasiosphaeria miniovina is the source of this 198-nucleotide messenger RNA. RefSeq lists its product as uncharacterized. The transcript has a single exon. The annotation marks the transcript as partial. The record is from RefSeq and is a predicted model, not a curated record. NCBI's taxonomy places the organism in Eukaryota, Fungi, Ascomycota, Sordariomycetes, Sordariales, Lasiosphaeriaceae.